Molecule: messenger RNA, 10297 nt
Organism: Pongo pygmaeus (Bornean orangutan)
Lineage: Eukaryota; Metazoa; Chordata; Mammalia; Primates; Hominidae
Gene: HTT
Product: huntingtin
Exons: 67
Coding region: 303-9698 (3131 amino acids)
Biological process (GO): microtubule-based transport
Cellular component (GO): nucleus; cytoplasm
Source: RefSeq, a predicted model, not a curated record
CCUUGGUGGCUCUGUGAGGCAGAACCUGGGGGGGCGGGGGCGGGCUGGCUCCCUGGCCAGCCAUUGGCAGAGUCCGCAGGCUAGGGCUGUCAAUCAUGCUGGCCUGCGUGGCCCCGCCUCCACCGGCGUAGCGUCUGGGACGCAAGGCGCCGUGGGGGCUGCCGGGACGGGUCCAAGAUGGACGGCCGCUCAGGUUCCGCUUUUACCCGCGGCCCAGAGCCCCAUUCAUUGCCCCGGUGCUAAGCGGCGCCGCGAGUCGGCCCGAGGCCUCCGGGGACUGCAGUGCCGGGCAGGAGACCGCCAUGGCGACCCUGGAAAAGCUGAUGAAGGCCUUCGAGUCCCUCAAGUCCUUCCAGCAGCAGCAGCAGCAGCAGCAGCAACAGCCGCCACCGCCGCCGCCGCCGCCGCCGCCGCCUCCUCAGCUUCCUCAGCCGCCGCCGCAGGCACAGCCGCUGCUGCCUCAGCAGCAGCCGCCCCCGCCGCCGCCCCCGCCGCCACCCGGCCCGGCUGUGGCUGAGGAGCCGCUGCACCGACCAAAGAAAGAACUUUCCGCUACCAAGAAAGACCGUGUGAAUCAUUGUCUGACGAUAUGUGAAAACAUAGUGGUACAGUCUGUCAGAAAUUCUCCAGAAUUUCAGAAACUUCUGGGCAUCGCUAUGGAACUUUUUCUGCUGUGCAGUGAUGACGCAGAGUCAGAUGUCAGGAUGGUGGCUGACGAAUGCCUCAACAAAGUUAUCAAAGCUUUGAUGGAUUCUAAUCUUCCAAGGUUACAGCUCGAGCUCUAUAAGGAAAUUAAAAAGAAUGGUGCCCCUCGGAGUUUGCGUGCUGCCCUGUGGAGGUUUGCUGAGCUGGCUCACCUGGUUCGGCCUCAGAAAUGCAGGCCUUACCUGGUGAACCUUCUGCCGUGCCUGACUCGAACAAGCAAGAGACCUGAGGAAUCAGUCCAGGAGACCUUGGCUGCAGCUGUUCCCAAAAUUAUGGCUUCUUUCGGCAAUUUUGCAAAUGACAAUGAAAUUAAGGUUUUGUUAAAGGCCUUCAUAGCGAACCUGAAGUCAAGCUCCCCCACCAUUCGGCGGACAGCGGCAGGAUCAGCAGUGAGCAUCUGCCAGCACUCAAGAAGGACACAAUAUUUCUAUAGUUGGCUACUAAAUGUGCUCUUAGGCUUACUGGUUCCUGUUGAGGAUGAACACUCCACUCUGCUGAUUCUUGGCGUGCUGCUCACCCUGAGGUAUUUGGUGCCCUUGCUGCAGCAGCAGGUCAAGGACACAAGCCUGAAAGGCAGCUUUGGGGUGACACGGAAAGAAAUGGAAGUCUCUCCUUCUGCAGAGCAGCUUGUCCAGGUUUAUGAACUGACGUUACAUCAUACACAGCACCAAGACCACAAUGUUGUGACCGGAGCCCUGGAGCUGUUGCAGCAGCUCUUCAGAACGCCUCCACCCGAGCUUCUGCAAACCCUGACCACUGUCGGGGGCAUUGGGCAGCUCACCGCUGCUAAGGAGGAGUCUGGUGGCCGAAGCCGUAGUGGGAGCAUCGUGGAACUUAUAGCUGGAGGGGGUUCCUCAUGCAGCCCUGUCCUUUCAAGAAAACAAAAAGGCAAAGUGCUCUUAGGAGAAGAAGAAGCCUUGGAGGAUGACUCUGAAUCGAGAUCGGAUGUCAGCAGCUCUGCCUUAGCAGCCUCAGUGAAGGAUGAGAUCAGUGGAGAGCUGGCUGCUUCUUCAGGGGUUUCCACUCCAGGAUCAGCAGGUCACGACAUCAUCACAGAGCAGCCACGAUCACAGCACACGCUGCAGGCGGACUCAGUGGAUCUGGCCGGCUGUGACUUGACAAGCUCUGCCACUGAUGGGGAUGAGGAGGAUAUCUUGAGCCACAGCUCCAGUCAGGUCAGCGCCGUCCCAUCUGACCCUGCCAUGGACCUGAAUGAUGGGACCCAGGCCUCCUCGCCCAUCAGCGACAGCUCCCAGACCACCACUGAAGGGCCUGAUUCAGCUGUCACCCCUUCAGACAGUUCUGAAAUUGUGUUAGACGGUACCGACAACCAGUAUUUGGGCCUGCAGAUUGGACAGCCCCAGGAUGAAGAUGAGGAAGCCACAGGUAUUCUUCCUGAUGAAGCCUCGGAGGCCUUCAGGAACUCUUCCAUGGCCCUUCAACAGGCACAUUUAUUGAAAAACAUGAGUCACAGCAGGCAGCCUUCUGACAGCAGUGUUGAUAAAUUUGUGUUGAGAGAUGAAGCUACUGAACCGGGUGAUCAAGAAAACAAGCCUUGCCGCAUCAAAGGUGACAUCGGACAGUCCACCGAUGAUGACUCUGCACCUCUUGUCCAUUGUGUCCGCCUUUUAUCUGCUUCGUUUUUGCUAACAGGGGGAAAAAAUGUGCUGGUUCCGGACAGGGAUGUGAGGGUCAGCGUGAAGGCCCUGGCCCUCAGCUGUGUGGGAGCAGCUGUGGCCCUCCACCCAGAAUCUUUCUUCAGCAAACUCUAUAAAGUUCCUCUUGACACCACGGAAUACCCUGAGGAACAGUAUGUCUCAGACAUCUUGAACUACAUCGAUCAUGGAGACCCACAGGUUCGCGGAGCCACUGCCAUUCUCUGUGGGACCCUCAUCUGCUCCAUCCUCAGCAGGUCCCGCUUCCACGUGGGAGAUUGGAUGGGCACCAUUAGAACCCUCACAGGAAAUACAUUUUCUUUGGCGGAUUGCAUUCCUUUGCUGCGGAAAACACUGAAGGAUGAGUCUUCUGUUACUUGCAAGUUAGCUUGUACAGCUGUGAGGCAUUGUGCCAUGAGUCUCUGCAGCAGCAGCUACAGUGAGUUAGGACUGCAGCUGAUCAUCGAUGUGCUGACUCUGAGGAACAGUUCCUAUUGGCUGGUGAGGACAGAGCUUCUGGAAACCCUUGCGGAGAUGGACUUCAGGCUGGUGAGCUUUUUGGAGGCAAAAGCAGAAAACUUACACAGAGGGGCUCAUCAUUAUACAGGGCUUUUAAAACUGCAAGAACGAGUGCUCAAUAAUGUUGUCAUCCAUUUGCUUGGGGAUGAAGACCCCAGGGUGCGACAUGUUGCCGCAGCAUCAUUAAUUAGGCUUGUCCCAAAGCUGUUUUAUAAAUGUGACCAAGGACAAGCUGAUCCAGUAGUGGCCGUGGCAAGAGAUCAAAGCAGUGUUUACCUGAAACUUCUCAUGCAUGAGACACAGCCUCCAUCUCAUUUCUCCGUCAGCACAAUAACCAGAAUAUAUAGAGGCUAUAACCUACUACCAAGCAUAACAGAUGUCACUAUGGAAAAUAACCUUUCAAGAGUUAUUGCAGCAGUUUCUCAUGAACUAAUCACAUCAACCACCAGAGCACUCACAUUUGGAUGCUGUGAAGCUUUGUGUCUUCUUUCCACUGCCUUCCCAGUUUGCAUUUGGAGUUUAGGUUGGCACUGUGGAGUGCCUCCACUGAGUGCCUCAGAUGAGUCUAGGAAGAGCUGUACCGUUGGGAUGGCCACAAUGAUUCUGACCCUGCUCUCGUCAGCUUGGUUCCCAUUGGAUCUCUCAGCCCAUCAAGAUGCUUUGAUUUUGGCCGGAAACUUGCUUGCAGCCAGUGCUCCCAAAUCUCUGAGAAGUUCAUGGGCCUCUGAAGAAGAAGCCAACCCAGCAGCCACCAAGCAAGAGGAGGUCUGGCCAGCCCUGGGGGACCGGGCCCUGGUGCCCAUGGUGGAACAGCUCUUCUCCCACCUGCUGAAGGUGAUUAACAUUUGUGCCCACGUCCUGGAUGACGUGGCUCCUGGACCCGCAAUAAAGGCAGCCUUGCCUUCUCUAACAAACCCCCCUUCUCUAAGUCCCAUCCGACGAAAGGGGAAGGAGAAAGAACCAGGAGAACAAGCAUCUGUACCAUUGAGUCCCAAGAAAGGCAGUGAGGCCAGUGCAGCUUCUAGACAAUCUGAUACCUCGGGUCCUGUUACAACAAGUAAAUCCUCAUCACUGGGGAGUUUCUAUCAUCUUCCUUCAUACCUCAAACUGCAUGAUGUCCUGAAAGCUACACACGCUAACUACAAGGUCACCUUGGAUCUUCAGAACAGCACGGAAAAGUUUGGAGGGUUUCUCCGCUCAGCCUUGGAUGUUCUUUCUCAGAUACUAGAGCUGGCCACACUGCAGGACAUUGGGAAGUGUGUUGAAGAGAUCCUAGGAUACCUGAAAUCCUGCUUUAGUCGAGAACCAAUGAUGGCCACUGUUUGUGUUCAACAAUUGUUGAAGACUCUCUUUGGGACAAACUUGGCCUCCCAGUUUGACGGCUUAUCUUCCAACCCCAGCAAAUCACAAGGCCGAGCACAGCGCCUUGGCUCCUCCAGUGUGAGGCCAGGCUUGUACCACUACUGCUUCAUGGCCCCGUACACCCACUUCACCCAGGCCCUCGCUGACGCCAGCCUGAGGAACAUGGUGCAGGCGGAGCAGGAGCACGACACCUCGGGAUGGUUUGAUGUCCUCCAGAAAGUGUCUACCCAGUUGAAGACAAACCUCACGAGUGUCACAAAGAACCGUGCAGAUAAGAAUGCUAUUCAUAAUCACAUUCGUUUGUUUGAACCUCUUGUUAUAAAAGCUUUAAAACAGUACACGACUACAACAUCUGUGCAGUUACAGAAGCAGGUUUUAGAUUUGCUGGCGCAGCUGGUUCAGUUACGGGUUAAUUACUGUCUUCUGGAUUCAGAUCAGGUGUUUAUUGGCUUUGUAUUGAAACAGUUUGAAUACAUUGAAGUGGGCCAGUUCAGGGAAUCAGAGGCAAUCAUUCCAAACAUCUUUUUCUUCUUGGUAUUACUAUCUUAUGAACGCUAUCAUUCAAAACAGAUUAUUGGAAUUCCUAAAAUCAUUCAGCUCUGUGAUGGCAUCAUGGCCAGUGGAAGGAAGGCUGUGACACACGCCAUACCAGCUCUGCAGCCCAUAGUCCACGACCUCUUUGUAUUAAGAGGAACAAAUAAAGCUGAUGCAGGAAAAGAGCUUGAAACCCAAAAAGAGGUGGUGGUGUCAAUGUUACUGAGACUCAUCCAGUACCAUCAGGUGUUGGAGAUGUUCAUUCUUGUCCUGCAGCAGUGCCACAAGGAGAAUGAAGACAAGUGGAAGCGACUGUCUCGACAGAUAGCUGACAUCAUCCUCCCAAUGUUAGCCAAACAGCAGAUGCACAUUGACUCUCAUGAAGCCCUUGGAGUGUUAAAUACAUUAUUUGAGAUUUUGGCCCCUUCCUCCCUCCGUCCGGUGGACAUGCUUUUACGGAGUAUGUUCGUCACUCCAAACACAAUGGCAUCCGUGAGCACUGUUCAACUGUGGAUAUCGGGAAUUCUGGCCAUUUUGAGGGUUCUGAUUUCCCAGUCAACUGAAGAUAUUGUUCUUUCUCGUAUUCAGGAGCUCUCCUUCUCUCCAUAUUUAAUCUCCUGUCCAGUAAUUAAUAGGUUAAGAGAUGGGGACAGUAAUUCAACGCUAGAAGAACACAGUGAAGGGAAACAAAUAAAGAAUUUGCCAGAAGAAACAUUUUCAAGGUUUCUAUUACAACUGGUUGGUAUUCUUUUAGAAGACAUUGUUACAAAACAGCUGAAGGUGGAAAUGAGUGAGCAGCAACAUACUUUCUAUUGCCAAGAACUAGGCACGCUGCUAAUGUGUCUGAUCCACAUCUUCAAGUCUGGAAUGUUCCGGAGAAUCACAGCAGCCGCCACUAGACUGUUCCGCAGUGACGGCUGUGGCGGCAGUUUCUACACCCUGGACAGCUUGAACUUGCGGGCUCGUUCCAUGAUUACCACCCACCCGGCCCUGGUGCUGCUCUGGUGUCAGAUCCUGCUGCUUGUCAACCACACUGACUACCGCUGGUGGGCAGAAGUGCAGCAGACCCCAAAAAGACACAGUCUGUCCAGCACAAAGUUACUUAGUCCCCAGAUGUCUGGAGAAGAGGAGGAUUCUGACUUGGCAGCCAAACUUGGAAUCUGCAAUAGAGAAAUAGUACGAAGAGGGGCUCUCAUUCUCUUCUGUGAUUAUGUCUGUCAGAACCUCCAUGACUCCGAGCACUUAACGUGGCUCAUUGUAAAUCACAUUCAAGAUCUGAUCAGCCUUUCCCACGAGCCUCCAGUACAGGACUUCAUCAGUGCCGUUCAUCGGAACUCUGCUGCCAGCGGCCUGUUCAUCCAGGCAAUUCAGUCUCGUUGUGAAAACCUUUCAACUCCAACUACUCUAAAGAAAACUCUUCAGUGCUUGGAGGGGAUCCAUCUCAGCCAGUCGGGAGCUGUGCUCACGCUGUAUGUGGACAGGCUUCUGUGCACCCCUUUCCGUGUUCUGGCUCGCAUGGUGGACAUCCUUGCUUGUCGCCGGGUAGAAAUGCUUCUGGCUGCAAAUUUACAGAGCAGCAUGGCCCAGUUGCCAAUGGAAGAACUCAACAGAAUCCAGGAAUACCUUCAGAGCAGCGGGCUCGCUCAGAGACACCAAAGGCUCUAUUCCCUGCUGGACAGGUUUCGUCUCUCCAGCAUGCAAGACUCACUUAGUCCCUCUCCUCCAGUCUCUUCCCACCCGCUGGACGGGGAUGGGCAUGUGUCACUGGAAACAGUGAGUCCGGACAAAGACUGGUACAUUCAUCUUGUCAAAUCCCAGUGUUGGACCAGGUCAGAUUCUGCACUGCUGGAAGGUGCAGAGCUGGUGAAUCGGAUUCCUGCUGAAGAUAUGAGUGCCUUCAUGAUGAACUCGGAGUUCAACCUAAGCCUGCUAGCUCCAUGCUUAAGCCUAGGGAUGAGUGAAAUUUCUGGUGGCCAGAAGAGUCCCCUUUUUGAAGCAGCCCGUGAGGUGACUCUGGCCCGCGUGAGCGGCACUGUACAACAGCUCCCUGCUGUCCAUCACGUCUUCCAGCCCGGCCUGCCUGCAGAGCCGGCGGCCUACUGGAGCAAGUUGAAUGAUCUAUUUGGGGAUGCUGCUCUGUAUCAGUCCCUGCCCACUCUGGCCCGGGCCCUGGCACAGUACCUGGUGGUGGUCUCCAAACUGCCCAGUCAUUUGCACCUUCCUCCUGAGAAAGAGAAGGACAUCGUGAAAUUCGUAGUGGCAACCCUUGAGGCCUUGUCCUGGCAUUUGAUCCAUGAGCAGAUCCCGCUGAGUCUGGAUCUCCAGGCAGGGCUGGACUGCUGCUGCCUGGCCCUGCAGCUGCCUGGCCUCUGGAGCGUGGUCUCCUCCACAGAGUUUGUGACCCAUGCCUGCUCCGUCAUCCACUGUGUGCACUUCAUCCUGGAGGCCGUUGCAGUGCAGCCUGGAGAGCAGCUUCUUAGUCCAGAAAGAAGAACGAAUACCCCAAAAGUCAUCAGAGAGGAGGAGCAAGUAGAUCCAAACACACAGAAUCCUAAGUAUAUCACUGCAGCCUGUGAGAUGGUGGCAGAAAUGGUGGAGUCUCUGCAGUCGGUGUUGGCCUUGGGUCAUAAAAGGAAUAGUGGCGUGCCGGCGUUUCUCACGUCAGUGCUCAGGAACAUCAUCAUCAGCCUGGCCCGCCUGCCCCUUGUCAACAGCUACACACGUGUGCCCCCACUGGUGUGGAAGCUUGGAUGGUCACCCAAACCGGGAGGGGAUUUUGGCACAGCAUUCCCUGAGAUCCCCGUAGAGUUCCUCCAGGAAAAGGAAGUCUUUAAGGAGUUCAUCUACCGCAUCAACACACUAGGCUGGACUAGUCGUACUCAGUUUGAAGAAACUUGGGCCACCCUCCUUGGUGUCCUGGUGACGCAGCCCCUCGUGAUGGAGCAGGAGGAGAGCCCACCAGAAGAAGACACAGAGAGGACCCAGAUCAACGUCCUGGCCGUGCAGGCCAUCACCUCACUGGUGCUCAGUGCAAUGACUGUGCCUGUGGCCGGCAACCCAGCUGUAAGCUGCUUGGAGCAGCAGCCCCGGAACAAGCCUCUGAAAGCUCUCGACACCAGGUUUGGGAGGAAGCUGAGCAUUAUCAGAGGGAUUGUGGAGCAAGAGAUUCAAGCAAUGGUUUCAAAGAGAGAGAACAUUGCCACCCAUCAUUUAUACCAGGCGUGGGAUCCUGUCCCUUCUCUGUCUCCGGCUACUACAGGUGCCCUCAUCAGCCACGAGAAGCUGCUGCUGCAGAUCAACCCCGAGCGGGAGCUGGGGAGCAUGAGCUACAAACUCGGCCAGGUGUCCAUCCACUCCAUGUGGCUGGGGAACAGCAUCACACCCCUGAGGGAGGAAGAAUGGGACGAGGAAGAGGAGGAGGAGGCCGAUGCCCCCGCACCUUCGUCACCACCCACGUCUCCAGUCAACUCCAGGAAACACCGGGCUGGAGUUGACAUCCACUCCUGUUCGCAGUUUUUGCUUGAGUUGUACAGCCGCUGGAUCCUGCCGUCCAGCUCAGCCAGGAGGACCCCGGCCAUCCUGAUCAGUGAGGUGGUCCGAUCCCUUCUAGUGGUCUCAGACUUGUUCACUGAGCGCAACCAGUUUGAGCUGAUGUAUGUGACGCUGACAGAACUGCGAAGGGUGCACCCUUCAGAAGACGAGAUCCUCGCUCAGUACCUGGUGCCUGCCACCUGCAAGGCAGCUGCUGUCCUUGGGAUGGACAAGGCCGUGGCGGAGCCUGUCAGCCGCCUGCUGGAGAGCACGCUCAGGAGCAGCCACCUGCCCAGCAGGGUCGGAGCGCUGCACGGCGUCCUCUAUGUGCUGGAGUGCGACCUGCUGGACGACACCGCCAAGCAGCUCAUCCCAGUCAUCAGCGACUAUCUCCUCUCCAACCUGAAAGGGAUCGCCCACUGCGUGAACAUUCACAGCCAGCAGCACGUACUGGUCAUGUGUGCCACUGCGUUUUACCUGAUUGAGAACUAUCCUCUGGACGUAGGGCCGGAAUUUUCAGCAUCAAUAAUACAGAUGUGUGGGGUGAUGCUGUCCGGAAGUGAGGAGUCCACCCCCUCCAUCAUUUAUCACUGUGCCCUCAGAGGCCUGGAGCGCCUCCUGCUCUCUGAGCAGCUCUCCCGCCUGGAUGCAGAAUCGCUGGUCAAGCUGAGUGUGGACAGAGUGAACGUGCACAGCCCGCACCGGGCCAUGGCGGCUCUGGGCCUGAUGCUCACCUGCAUGUACACAGGAAAGGAGAAAGUCAGUCCGGGUAGAACUUCAGACCCUAAUCCUGCAGCCCCAGACAGCGAGUCAGUGAUUGUUGCUAUGGAGCGGGUAUCUGUUCUUUUUGAUAGGAUCAGGAAAGGCUUUCCUUGUGAAGCCAGAGUGGUGGCCAGGAUCCUGCCCCAGUUUCUAGAUGACUUCUUCCCACCCCAGGACAUCAUGAACAAAGUCAUCGGAGAGUUUCUGUCCAACCAGCAGCCAUACCCCCAGUUCAUGGCCACCGUGGUGUAUCAGGUGUUUCAGACUCUGCACAGCACCGGGCAGUCGUCCAUGGUCCGGGACUGGGUCAUGCUGUCCCUCUCCAACUUCACGCAGAGGACCCCGGUCGCCAUGGCCACGUGGAGCCUCUCCUGCUUCUUCGUCAGCGCGUCCACCAGCCCGUGGGUUGCGGCGAUCCUCCCACAUGUCAUCAGCAGGAUGGGCAAGCUGGAGCAGGUGGACGUGAACCUUUUCUGCCUGGUCGCCACAGACUUUUACAGACACCAGAUAGAGGAGGAGCUCGACCGCAGGGCCUUCCAGUCUGUGUUUGAGGUGGUUGCAGCCCCAGGAAGCCCGUAUCACCGGCUGCUGACUUGUUUACGAAAUGUCCACAAGGUCACCACCUGCUGAGCGCCAUGGUGGGAGAGACUGUGAGGCGGCAGCUGGGGCCGGACCCUUUGGAAGUCUGCGCCCUGUGCCCUGCCUCCACCGAGCCAGCUUGGUCCCUGUGGGCUUCCACACAUGCCGCGGGCGGCCAGGCGAUGUGCAUGUCUCUGCCAUGUGGCAGAAGUGCCCUUUGUGGCACAGUGGCCGGGCAGGGAGUGUCUGCAGUCCUGGUGGGCUGAGCCUGAGGCCUUCCAGACAGCAGGAGCAGCUGUGCUGCACGCCAUGUGGGUGCCAGGUCCUUUCUCCUGAUAUUCACCUGUUGGUUGUUGCCAGGUUGCAGCUGCUCUUGCAUCUGGGCCAGAAGUCCUCCCUCCUGCAGGCUGGCUGUUGGCCCCUCUGCUGUCCUGCAGUAGAAGGUGCCGUGAGCAGGCUUUGGGAACACUGGCCUGUCUCUCCCCGGUGGGGUGUGCAUGCCACGCCCCGUGUCUGGAUGCACAGAUGCCAUGGCGUGUGCUGGGCCAGGGGCUGGGGGUGCUAGACACUCAGCACCAUUCUCCCUUCUCUCUUUUCUUCUCAGGAUUUAAAAUUUAAUUAUAUCAGUAAAGAGAUUAAUUUUAACGUAA